GUCCCUGGAGGUGAGCCUGAGCCAGCCCACUCGCAGCAGCAGUGGCUCGGAGCGGUCUCUGCUUGUCGCGGAGGAGAUGCGCAGCCUCAUCGUGGAGAAGGGCCCAGGGCCAGUGGAGGAUGACCCCGAUGCUCUCGUGAAAGGUUGGCUGCAGCGGGAGGUGCGGGGCGGUGUGAAGACCCCCUGGAUACGGCCUCGGAAGUACUGGUUCGUGCUGACGCCUGACUCCCUCGACUACUACAGCAGCAACGAGAAGGGGGCCCGGCGGCUGGGCUCCCUUGUGCUCACCAGCCUCUGCUCUGUGCUCUGGCCGGACAAGCAGACCUACAAGGAGACGGGCUACUGGAGCGUGACGGUGUUUGGCAGGAAGCAUUGCUACCGCCUGUACACAGAGCACCUGAACGAGGCUGUGCACUGGGUGUGCGCAGUGCAGAAGGUCAUCGACAGCAAAGCGCCCGUCCAGACGCCCACCCAGCUGCUCAUGCGUGACGUCGAGGAGCACUGCGGCAGCCCCGAGGUCCUGGAGCAGAUCUACCGCUGCAACCCGAUCCUGCGCUACACCAGCAGCCCCCUCUACGCUCCUCUGCUGCCCUUCCCCUACGGCAGCCUGGACCAAAGCGCACCCGGCCCCUGCAGCUACACCACGCUGCGCGACGAGGCUGUGAAGCUCUUCAACUCGCUGCAGCAGCUGGAGUUGGAGCGGGACCCGGUGCCGCUGAUGCAGGGCGUCCUGCAGACCUGCCUGGACCUGCCACCGCUGGUGGAUGAGAUCUACUGCCAGCUGGUGAAGCAGACCACGGAGCCGCCGGCGCCGGGCGGGCAGGGCGACCUGCACUACUGGCAGCUGCUCACCUGCAUGAGCUGCACCUUCCUGCCCUCCCUGCCCAUCCUGCGCUUCCUGCGCUUCCACCUGGACAGGACGGAGAGCCGGUUCCCUGCUUCGGAGAUGGCCAAGUACGCCUGCUUCAUCCGGGAGGCGCUGGGGAAGACGAAGGGGCGGGAGUGCGUGCCCUCCCUGGAGGAGAUCCUGGUGCUGAUGCGGCGGCAGGAGAUGAUCUGCACUGUGCACUGCCCGGGGGCACCCGCCUGCAGCGUGGCCAUCAGCUCCCACACCACGGCCGAGGAGGUGGCCCGGGAGCUGGUGUCGCGCCUGGGGCUGUCCCAGAGCCCCAACCUCUUUGCACUCUAUGAGCAGUCCCAGCGUCGGGAGCAGCCCGUGGGCAGCGCCACACUGCUGGCUGACAUCCUCACCAGGUUUGAAAAUUCGGAGAGGCCGCUGCAGACGCUGGCGGCACUGCGCCUGCAGAGCCUCAACAGCGACUUCUCCACCCACGCCCCCUUCCCGCGCCUGGAGGAGCUCUUCCCGCCCCACGUGCUGCAUGCCCGCCUGCCGCCCCCUCGCCGCCAGCCCCCCACCAAGUGCCGGGGGGCCCGGCUCCGUGCGGGGCUGCUGGCUGGUGGGCUCUGGGGGCAGGCACUGGCCAAGCAGCGGGCAGAGCGGGACCAGCGCCUGCGGGGCCGCCUGCGGGAGGAGGGGGCCAGCACCAUGGCCGCCAUCGUGGAGAAGUGGAAGCUGCUGCAGGGUAUGGGCCGGCCCGAGGCCAUGGCUGCCUACGUGGCACUGGUACGGGAGUGGCCUGGCUUCGGCUCCACGCUCUUCGACGUCGACCUGCGCACGAGCCCGGUGGGGGCCGGGCCCCAGCGGCUGUGGCUGGGCAUUGGGGCCAAGGCCAUCUCGCUCUACAAGCCGGGGGAGCCCGAGCCCUUGGACAGCUUCUGCUACGGCCGCAUCCUCUCCUUCGGUGCCUCUGACAGCAGCACCUUCCGCCUCUCUGUGGAGGACCGGGACCUGCUCUUCGAGACCUCCCAGGUGGAUGAGAUCGCCCAGCUCCUCAACACGUACCUCGCCUCCACGGGUGCCCGGAGGCUGCUCCGGCCCCAGGAGCCGGCCACAAGCCCCCCCCAGUUGCCCAGCGCCGCCUGGGCCCAGACAGCACGCUGCCGGCUGGCUCCCGGCCGGGGCAGGGCCGGCCCCGUGCACCACCGGGAUGUGCAGGUGAGCAGUGGCCCUGGUUCAGUGCUCUCGCUGAGCCGGGACACUGUCAGGCUGCAGCUGCGCAGCGGGGCCGGCCAGCUGGGCAAGGCCCGUUCCAAGCCCCCAGGUUCGCUCUCAUCCUCCUCCGAGCGAGCGUUCCUCUCAUGGGCGGAGGUUCCCUCCCAGCGCAGCGCGCAGCUGCCCCAGUCCCAUCCUGGGCCGGGGCACGUGGUGGAGUGGAGGCUGUCCCCCGCCAAGGGUCUUCAGAGGCAGUGCUGCUCCCUGCAGAGCUGCUUCCGCUGA
Messenger RNA from Aptenodytes forsteri (emperor penguin), 2338 nucleotides. RefSeq names its product pleckstrin homology, MyTH4 and FERM domain containing H3 (gene PLEKHH3). Gene Ontology annotation, cellular component: cytoskeleton. The coding region runs from base 77 to 2338 and encodes 753 amino acids. The record is from RefSeq and is a predicted model, not a curated record. Lineage: Eukaryota; Metazoa; Chordata; Aves; Sphenisciformes; Spheniscidae. The transcript is spliced from 13 exons. Gene Ontology annotation, biological process: signal transduction.